This is a messenger RNA of Cutaneotrichosporon cavernicola, 1824 nucleotides long. RefSeq lists its product as uncharacterized. Lineage: Eukaryota; Fungi; Basidiomycota; Tremellomycetes; Trichosporonales; Trichosporonaceae. The transcript has 4 exons. Gene Ontology annotation, molecular function: A2-type glycerophospholipase activity. Gene Ontology annotation, cellular component: cytosol. Gene Ontology annotation, biological process: glycerophospholipid catabolic process. Bases 1 to 1824 code for a protein of 607 amino acids. The record is from RefSeq and is a predicted model, not a curated record.
AUGGCCCCAACCACCCUGGCCAUGGCACUUGCCAUGGCCGCACUCGUACCACUCACCCUCGCCGACGACUUACUGGCCACGUACGCCCAGUACCUCCAGAUGGGCGCGGCCGUGAGCCAGCUCGACGUGGUCGCGCAACAGGGCUACGCGCCGUACCGCGUCGACUGUCCGGCCAAUCUGACCUGGGUCAGGCCUGCAACCGGCCUGGCCGACGGCGAGAGCAAGUUCCUCCAGCAGCGCACACCCAACGUCGAAGCGGCGGUGGCCAAGAUCGUGGCCGAUGCGGGGAUCAGUAAGCCCCAACGCACGCCUGUCAUCGGUAUAGCCAUGUCGGGGGGCGGGUACCGGGCAAUGAUCACCACCAUGGGCCAGGUACAGGGCCUGCAGUCUAGCGGUUGGAUGGACGCCGUAUCCUACAUCUCUGGGCUUAGCGGCGGCUCGUGGGCUGCAACGACAUACGUCGCCAACGGGGGGAGAAACGCCAGCGACCUCAAUGAGAACGUGUGGGACCUUGGAACCGACCUCAUCUCUGGGCCAGCUGGCGGCAAAGAUGCCUUCUACACCCGGCUCGCAGAGCUCGUCAAGGCCAAAGCCGACCUCGGAUUCCCAGUCCAGAUCACGGACAUUUGGGGCCUCUCAAUCGCCAACCACGUCCUCCCCCUCGACUUCCGAACAGACACAAGCCCAAACUUCACCAUCUCCAAGCUCGCAGCCAACGUACCUGCCUUUGCGAAUGGCAACCUCCCCAUGCCAAUUAUCGUUGCGGCCGAGAUUCCACACACGACAGCAGCGGCGGCCAAGACUGCCCCCCUGUACGAGUUUACACCCUUCGAGUUCGGUACCUGGGACAGCUCGAAUGUCACCAAUGGCGGAUACUUUACGCCAGUCGAGUUCCUGGGCUCCAACCACACCAACGGGACGUGCUAUAACGGGUUCGACCAGUUGAGCUUUAUCACUGGCGUCUCGGCGACCCUGUUCAACAACCUCGGGAGCCUAACUUCGGCUCUGUUUGACCCCACCAGCUUCCCCUUCCUCAACGUCACCACUCAAAAUGUGGCGACGGUUCCCAACCCGUUUCAGGGGUACACGGGGAGCGAGAACCCCGACCCGGCCGACACGGAGCUUACGCUGGUAGACGCGGGCGAGACGGACCAGAACUUGCCCCUUCUCCCACUCAUUGUCCCCGAGAGGAAAGUGGACGCGAUCCUGGCACUGGACGCUAGCGCCGACACCAAGAACAAUUGGCCUGACGGAACCUCCCUGUAUACCACCUACAACGCCACUUCUGGUACCGACUUCAAGAUGCCCAUGGUUCCCAGCCCGAACGGCUUCAUCAACGGCGGCUUCAAUACGCGGCCCACCUUCUUUGGAUGCAACGAUACCGACACGCCCCUAAUCAUCUACUUGCCAAACUAUCCCUACUCGGCGUGGACCAACAUUUCAAGCUUGACCCUUACACAGUCGACCAACGUGACCGCGACCCAGAUCGUGUCUGCCGAAUCAAGCUUGACCCUCAACGGUACCGCGGGAUGGCCAACCUGCCUCGCCUGUGCGCUCACCGACCGCGCAAACGGAUAUACGGCUGCCAACCGCUCGUCCGUCUGCGCAGAGUGCUUUAGCGUAUUCUGCUGGAACGGUGAGGAUAACAGUACCCAACCGGACGCAUAUACCCCCACCAUCGGAACCCCGUCCUUUGUGUCUAGCCUCAAGCUCAAUGUUCCGUCAGGCGUAUCAGCCAAGCCGGAAAAGAGCUUGGCUGGCGCGCUUACUGUGCCCUCGGUGUUUGCGCUCGCUACUGCGGCGGUCGCCUGGCUCGCGAUCUAG